Molecule: messenger RNA, 3455 nt
Organism: Pseudophryne corroboree (corroboree frog)
Lineage: Eukaryota; Metazoa; Chordata; Amphibia; Anura; Myobatrachidae
Gene: PDE6G
Product: phosphodiesterase 6G
Exons: 4
Coding region: 234-497 (87 amino acids)
Biological process (GO): positive regulation of epidermal growth factor receptor signaling pathway; positive regulation of G protein-coupled receptor signaling pathway; visual perception
Cellular component (GO): photoreceptor outer segment membrane
Molecular function (GO): 3',5'-cyclic-nucleotide phosphodiesterase activity; cGMP binding
Source: RefSeq, a predicted model, not a curated record
UAUGACAGAGGAGGAGAAGACCUGACUCUGGGAUGAGCUUGGAGCUGGGGGUGGAGGGAGAGGCAGUGGCUGCUGCUGCUCCUAGUGCUCUGAUCGGCCCGCCUGUGGUGUCACUCAUCAAACACACUACAAGAAGGAAGGUGGUUCUCAAAUCCUUCCACUCUACUGCAUCACCUGGCUUUUAACCACUUUGCCUGUGAGUCAGCUGGGGCCCGGGAGGUUCCAAACUCAACAUGAACCUGGAGCCUGGAAAGCCUGACAUUAAAUCUGCCACCCGUGUGACAGGGGGACCAGCCACCCCAAGGAAAGGACCACCCAAAUUCAAGCAGCGGCAAACAAGGCAGUUCAAGAGUAAACCACCGAAAAAAGGAGUUCAAGGAUUUGGAGAUGACAUCCCUGGAAUGGAGGGUCUAGGAACAGACAUCACAGUCAUCUGCCCCUGGGAAGCCUUCAAUCACUUGGAGCUGCACGAGCUGGCCCAAUACGGCAUCAUCUAGAGACCCAGUUCCUUCAAUGCUGAAGCCUAUUUUUCUCCUGCCUGGCCAAUGCAGGGAGAUGUAGUGUGUGUAGGACUCAAAACAAAAGUUACCCAACUCUGCUUCUGAGUGCUUGGUGUUGAGCUGCUGGCUUUCUUCCUUGGCACAAACUUCAGCGUCCAUAACAGUCAUGUACCCAUUAAUGUGCAAUAAACUCCAAUCAGCCUGAGAGAAAUAUUAAUGUUCUAAACCACACAUUUUGCUUUUUACUCUAUUCAUGUAAUUAUUACUAUUUUAACUGUGUCAUCCAAACGCAGAUCACUGUACCCUUUUUGCCAACACUUUUUUACCAAGUUAUUCAAGCCAGAUAGGCGGUCAGUCUGCUACUUUGCUUAGCUUUGCUAUUGUGGUUUAGUAACAAAAUAUAUUAUCUCAGCUUAAACAGAUAUUUUAUCUCCCAUUUGUCAUACAGUCUUAAACCUGCUCUUAUUUUACCUGUACUCUACAAUUAUAUGCCCUUAUACAUGCUCUGGACUCUACAUAUUCCCAUCAAGUUCUAAGACAUGUAUCAUAAAUGGAAUCAGUAUGAUAUCCCAGCCUUCGGUUGCCACACUAAUCUAUUCCUCCUCAGGUGGUGGCGUGGACCACCAGCCAAGUGGGGAAUUCCGACCGCCGGGAUUUCACCGGGUGUCGGGAUUCCGGCAUCGGUAUCCUGACAGCUGGGAUCCCGACAGCCGGCAACAUGAUUGCGUCCCUCAUAAAGUAAGCUCCUCCUGUUGAUAUUAUCUUACUUUAUUUUCCUUUUGCUAAAGUAAAAAACCUGUAAGUUUGGCAAAUAGUAAAUCCUUGAAACACUUGAUCCAAAAGACACAAUUUUUAUGGGAUGAGCUUGUUAAUAUCAAAGUUUAAAAUUGUAAUAAGCAGUGUAAAUAAUGAAAAAAGAUAGAAUUUGAUAUUAAAAUGUGUUUAGAAUAGAUUUUCAUAUAUCCCAUCUGUCCUGAUUUAAGUGAGACUGGAUUUGAGGGGAUAGAAGUUGUAAUGUAUGAAUCCUUGGCAAGUGGGGAUAUCAAAACGGGGAGCUGCUGCCUCUGGAAUACUCUGUGUUUAUAGGCAAGGGGCACUGGGAUACAGGUGGCAUAGCACUUCAGAAGCUCUGGCCAAACUCCCCAAUGUGCUGUGACCAUAACACAGUUUGCAUUUAAUACAAUUUCCUGAUAAAUUCUGGACAGCUUUGGGAGAUAUGGGUUCUGUAGUUACUAAUUUCAUGACUUAAUUAUGCCAAGUACAAGGUAAGGCAUAUGCUGUUUUACUGCAUACCAUUGGGACACUGGCUCAACUCCUAUUUCUUUUGAUCUCUGGUCUUGAUCAUGCCCCAAUUAAUAGAAGACCAACUCCUUCCAGCUGGGUUUUGAGGGUGGCAUGUCAGUAAAUAAGUGGAAUAUGACACAAGCAAAACAUCCACAGUACAGUAAGUGUCAGCAUGAAUUACAUCCCAAGAUGGUCACUAAAGAGAUACCGGUUUGGAGUGGGAUAGCGUGCAGCUACUCAACUCCUGGAACAUGUUGCAAGCUGAUGAUGAUUGCCGUGGUCUGUGUCUCAUAGAUAUACUCCAUUAAAGAACUAUAGUGUAAUUGAUACAGCUACAAUCUAAUAGCAAGAUUACAGUGUACUGAACACACAAAAAAAAAUAAUGAACGCAGACCACAGUCCGGACUGCAGCACUGUGGACAGCUCCCCCCGUCAAGAAGGAUAGGAGCCGCUGCAGGUGGAGACCAUAGGCCCAAGUAGAACAGCAGCUAAUGCUUUCAUUUUUUUACCUUUACUAUUUUUGGCGGUUGGUGCCCUUAAAAGACAUGGAGUAGAGCAGAUGAAGGCAAUCUAAAAUCUAUUUACAAGCAUCAUCAUGCCCUUCCGCCCGCUGGCCACAGUGACCAGUAUAGCUUAUGUUCUACAGAGCAAGAGAAUCACAGGGUACCCAAGCUUGCAGUUAGCUGUGCGUGCCAGUGUUUUUACAGCUUGCACAAUGACUAUGUUAUUAGGAGUUUAUUCAUUGGGGGGGAAAAAUACACAUAUUGAUUCACCACUAUUUGUAGAAAUUCUUAUAUACAUACACUAAUAUAUACACACACACACACACACACACACAUAUACUAUAUACAUACUGUAGUUUGUCACAUCACCAUUUUCACCCCCACAAAAAAUUAAGCACUACAUUUUGCAGCAUACAGCUUUUUGAUUAUCGCCAACGAUUGAUCGGUUGCUAUGUUGGGAUACACGCAAUAUCCUGGCAGACGUAAUGCCGGCUGUCAACAUACCGACGGCAGCAUCCCGUAUAUGCCAGAAACCCAGCGUUGAGUCCGCUCGCCACAGGUUCCAUUCCCACUCGGUUGGAGGCGUGGAUCCACCAACAGAGUGGGAACACCGGGCCGGUGUUGGGAUUCCUGCUGUCUGUUUAUCGAUGGUUGUCGGGUUUCUGGUGUCGGUCUCCUGAACGCUGAGAUCCCAACAGCCGGUAACCUGACUGCAUCCCGCAAAGUUAAAAGAAGCUAUUUAACUCAACAUUUCUCAGACAACCAUGAACCAGUGUUUAUACCAAGCAUUACACUAUAUUUUUCUAUUGGGUAAAAGUACAUGCAGCCUGUGCAACAGGUGUCACACAGAAGUACAUGAGUAAAUGUUCAUGAACUGCUGUUGUCAUGAUCUCAGUAAAUGUAAUAUACAUUUUCCUGACUAUAAAACCUACUUUGUCUUCAGUUAUAUGAAUCUCUUUCUGCCUGUCUACAAAACAAUAUAAUCUUUGUAAAUAUCCCUGUAUAUCCCUGUCCUUGAUGUUCAUCUCUCCCAACAGAGUAUAAAUCACUUUUAAUCUGCUCAUCUAAUCCUUGCUACACAACUGUUUUAUAAGAUAAAUGAUCACGUGUUGGAGAAAUCCUGUGGAUAAUAAGAGUAUGACCAUGAAUAAACAGUGAUACAAAUGUC